This is a messenger RNA of Colletotrichum abscissum, 1434 nucleotides long. RefSeq lists its product as uncharacterized. Gene Ontology annotation, cellular component: cytoplasm; mitochondrion. The transcript has a single exon. The coding region runs from base 1 to 1434 and encodes 477 amino acids. NCBI's taxonomy places the organism in Eukaryota, Fungi, Ascomycota, Sordariomycetes, Glomerellales, Glomerellaceae. The record is from RefSeq and is a predicted model, not a curated record. Gene Ontology annotation, molecular function: 2-dehydropantoate 2-reductase activity; NADP binding.
AUGAUUAAACGCCCUUCACCUGGCAUUCUCUCAACGGUCGGCCACGGCCUUCGGUCCAAGCACCGUCCCUCGUCGACCCUACGGAGCGCUCCCAAGAUGGCUCCCGUCUGGCUACAACCCUACCUCGAUCAUUUGCCUCAGAAGAGCGCACCCAAGCUCUAUGCUUGGAGCCUGUCCAACUUGGACCAAAAUAAUUCAGUCUUGAGCCCCUCGGCCAGUCGGUCAGAUGGAUCAAUUUUUCAUCAACAACACCGCAAUCGCCAACAGCGUAUCUACGUUCUUGGCGUUGGGAACUUAGGGAUUCUCUUUGCCAGCUCGCUUGCGUCUCUACCUAAUCCACCACCGAUAACCCUCGUUGUUCACCGCAAAGAGCUUCUGCUGUUAUGGAGACAGCAACCAGGUAUCGAGGUCACUCGGGGAGACUCUACGCAAAAGUAUUUGGAUUUCGAUGUGGAGCUAUGGUCCGAAGAAGAACCGAUCUUAGGUCCAACAAGAGAGGUUGCGGAUGGACAAGAGAUUUCCAACCUGAUCGUAACGACCAAGGCAUCCCAAGCUCUUCCGCAGGUUGAUCGAGCACGUCGCUAUCUCAAUGACCGCUCCACGGUUGCUUUUGCUCAAAACGGCAUGUGCAAACUUUGGCCACCUCACGGCGACUCCUACAUGGCAUCGCGGUAUGCAGAUGCAUCUGCUCGUCAUCCCAACUGGCUGGCUUGUGUAACAACCCACGGAGUGACUUCGUUGGGCCAGUUCAAGAGUCUACAUGCCUCCAAGGCAGACCUCAAGGUUGGACUUGUGUUUCCAAACAAUUCUGGCAACAACGGCUCUUAUCUGUCGAAUAUACUCGCCGAAUCACCUCACCUCAACGGCCAUGUCGUAGCACGCAACGAGCUAUGGGUAUUGCAGCUGGAGAAACUCGUGGUCAACUCUGUCAUCAACCCACUAACCGCCAUCCUUCGCUGCAAAAAUGGCGAUCUAUUCACGAAACAGGACGGCCCCAUAGCGAGCAUUAUCAAUUCCCUGUUGAUGGAAGCCAGCAAUGUUCUUCAAGCCCUGAUUAAAGACCGAAGCACCGAAUCUAUCCUACAAACAGUCCCUGGAAUGCCAUUGGCAGCGGAGAACGAGAUGAUCCGCAAGUACGGUCCUCAACGUAGCGAUCUCCUGGACCGCUUUUCUUACGACAAGCUCAAGGAAAUGCUUUACAGUGUUGGACAAAAGGUCCGAGAAAAUACGAGCUCCAUGCUCCAAGACGUUCGUGCUGGCAAACCAACUGAGGUCAACGAGUUCAACGGAUGGCUAGUUGAGAUGGCUGCCUAUCUCGAGUGUGGGAUUAACGUUGUCCAUCACAAGAAUCUCGUCGAUCUUGUGGAAAAUGGCACGGUGUUGAACGAAGAGUCUCUCGGCCAGCACUUCUCCAACCUAGGAGAACACCACUAA